CGUCGGUGAGCCCGUGCCGUUGUCACCCCCUCUUACGUUUUAGAGAGAGAAAUUAACAGCCCAUGGAGACUUUAUUAUUUUAGAGAGAGGGGGGCUGUGUGUAUUAUAUAUGUGCACACACAUUGUAUGUGUUUACGCGUGUGUAUAAACUAUAAACUAUAAGAGAGAGAAGUCAUAUAACUAGGAUUGAUUGUAGUAGUAUAUAAGCGAGGCAAGCUAAACGCAAUGCUUCUUAAAUUCUGAGAGAGAUUGAGAGAGAAUAGGUGAUGACUUUUUAUAGAGAGAGAUAGUUUCUGGAGAGAGGAAGUGAAAUUUACAGAGAGAGAGAGAGAGAGAGAGAUGGGGGAGUCGAGCGAUUCCGUUUCCAUUGAUAUGGAGACGAUCUCGCUUACUGGGAAGGCUUAAAAGAGCAUAAAUCUUGACCACUGCACAUGGGAUGAAUAAUUCAGUUGCAAGCAAAAGAUGCCAAACUUGGGACUAUCUGAUAAAAACUAGUCAUGGCUCUAUUUCUGUUGCUGUGUAUGGAGAUCGGGACAAGCCGGCUUUAGUUACUUAUCCUGAUCUGGCACUAAAUUAUGUAUCCUGUUUCCAAGGGCUGUUAAUGUGUCCAGAGGCAUUUUCAUUGCUGCUUCAUAACUUUUGCAUUUAUCACAUUAGUCCACCUGGGCAUGAGUACCAUAUUCAAGAGUUAUUGCAGUUGGGAGCUGCUAUUAUGAUACCAGAUGAUGCUGUGUUAUCUGUUGAUGACUUGGCAGAUCAGGUUGCUGAGGUUCUUGAUUUUUUCGGACUUGGUAAAGUGAUGUGCAUGGGAGUAACAGCUGGUGCUUACAUCCUUACUCUGUUUGCUAUCAAACAUUCGUGCAGGGUACUUGGUUUAAUACUUGUGUCCCCUCUAUGCCAAGGACCCUGCUGGACAGAGUGGUUGUAUAAUAAGGUUAUGUCAAACUUACUGUACUAUUAUGGCAUGUGUGGUUUAGCGAAGGAGUUGUUGCUCAUGCGUUACUUUAGCAAGGAUGUUCGCGGCAAUGUGCAAGUACCAGAUUCGGAUGUUGUUCAGGCGUGCAGAAGAUUUCUAGGCGAGAGGCAAAGUCCGAAUGUCUUGCGACUUCUGGAAACUUUUAACGGCAGGAGACCAGACAUCUCCGAAGGGUUAAAGAGGCUGAAAUGUCGGUCAUUAAUAUUUAUUGGCGAGAACUCUCCAUUCCACUACGAGUCCCUUCACAUGACUUCAAAACUAGAUCGAAGAUACACUGCCUUGGUUGAGGUUCAGCAUUGUGGGUCCUUGGUAACAGAAGAGCAACCUGAUGCAAUGUUAAUACCACUAGAAUACUUCCUUAUGGGGUAUGGCUUCUAUAGACCAUCUCAAUAUACUCUCAGUCCGAGAAGUCCCUUGAGUCCGACUUGCAUAUCUCCUGAGCUUUUCUCACCGGAAAGCAUGGGCUUAAAGUUGAAACCUAUAAAAACAAAAAUUUCUUUUGAAGUUUGAAAAACUUAGAUAUAGGAGCUAUGGUUUUGUAAAAUGUGUAUCAACUAUCAACGCAAGUGUUCGUGUAUCAAAGAUUUGGCUGUGAAACUGUGUAUUAUGUAGAGAAGGGAAGUGAUUGAGGAUUGCAAAUAUGGAGAGGAUAAAGGUGGAGGGGGUACAUGCAUUAGAAAAGGCAUAGCUUUAAAGUUUUGUACUGCUGAAGAUUAGCAGAGUAAUUACGUGUAAUGAUAUAAACAAGUAUAUGGCUCGUGAAGAUGAGUGGGAAUACUAUAUACAUAUAGUUAAUGCCAAUCUGCGAUGCUUGGCUAUUA
Molecule: messenger RNA, 1797 nt
Organism: Daucus carota subsp. sativus
Lineage: Eukaryota; Viridiplantae; Streptophyta; Magnoliopsida; Apiales; Apiaceae
Product: protein NDL1
Exons: 12
Coding region: 437-1486 (349 amino acids)
Source: RefSeq, a predicted model, not a curated record